AUGAUUUCUCAAGAGGAGUUUCAAAGAUGGAAAAACGCAGAGAACUCACCAUCAUCGUCAAAAGCCUCCUCUUCAUCACCAUCAUCAGCACCUCCAUUGAACAUUGGAAACAGUUCUACAACAAUUACGAUUGGAAAUCAAGUGUCGCCAAGUGUGGUUGAAUUACAAACAUCACAGCAAGAAUCAUCAUCUACAGCUUAUGGUAAUUAUGAGAAGACAGAUAUUCUUUCUAUUCCCGAUAAGAAAUACACAAUGGUUCUAUUUCCUGGUAGAAUUAAAAAUGUUUCAAAUGCAAUCAACAUUCUUGGCGGAAUGAAAAGUAUUCAAGCAUUACAUAAACCAAAAGAAAUUACAGACCAACAAACUCAUCAAGAAAACAGAUUUUUGGAAUGCAGAUUUAGGCCGAAUAAUUUUAUGAGUUGUCAUCCUGUUUAUGGUGAUGUAACAUUAACGAAUAAUUUAUUGGUGAGGUUGAGAAGAAAAAAAGUAAAAAAACAAGUAGGAGAAAGAAUAAUAACAAGAUAUGAUCCAUCUCAAUCCCAGCUACAAGUUAUUGGAGUUAUUACAAAAACCGUGAAUUUCAAAGGAAUGUCGGAUUUUCAAUAUAUUCAACCAAAAUUUGUCGAUUUAAAUCAGUCAAUGGAUGAAGACCAAAAUUCAGAUCAAACAGCCCUUGAUUCAUCGCGUAAUAAUUUCAGUUCAAGUAUUAUGGGAGAUGAUGACGGUGAUAUUGAAAUUCAAAAUGAAGAAAAGAUUUCCUCAUCAAUAUCAUCCACUCCUAAUCCAAUUCAUGUUAGAAAUAAUGUAUAUUAUUCUAACGAGCUGUCAGACGCUACGUCUACUGUCCUACCAAGCAGAGCUUCUCUACAGAAUCCUCACACUGGAAAAGGGACAAAGACUCACAAAGCCAUGCUAGAUUUACCUCCCCCAAUUUUUUCCAGAUUCGACAUGCCAAUGGACUAUGCCUUCAAACAAAACCCAUUGACAGAAAUUGUUCCAAUUGUGUCUAAUGACGGUACUUCUAAGAAAUACAAAAGACUUCUCAAACCUAGUAAGCAAUACAUGCCACACUGCGUGGAAAUCAAUUUUGAAGACGAAGUGCCGACAGCACCUCCUGACGAAAUUGUAACAGCUAAGGACAAGGACUUGUACAAAGAUGUCGAGAAUCGUGUUCGAUAUUUGUUUGGAUAUCCAAGUGAUGAUCAAGAAGGUGUUGCUCAAUUAGGAUCCUCACACUCAUUGAUCGACAAGAGCAGGCUCAUUCGACCUAUCUGGUCAAAAAACGCUAUAUCAAGCAAAUUUGAAAGUAGGAAAGAUAAAUGGAAAUUAAGAAUGGUACUUCCUAGAGUGGCAUAUCACUACAAAAACGGGCCAUGGAGAAUGUUGUGGGUUCGUUAUGGUUAUGAUCCAAAGAAAGACAUUGCUGCAUCCUACUAUCAACUACUUGACUUUAGAGUUCCACAUGAGCUACGACCUAAAAUACAUUCUCUAACAGGAAAGAGAAAGGAAGACGAACGAGAGACAAACAAAUUCAGAAGACUGCCCAGACGAAAAGUUGACACACAUAUUGAUCUUCAUGAUUAUUUAUAUCAGGGACAAUCAAAAGAAAAAGCUCAUAAUGAUAUGGAGUCGGUCCAUACUUCGAAUACCAAUCAUACGAGCUCUACGGCACAUCACACUGAACAUGAAGAAAAUGCAUCGUAUGAAUUCAACUCCAUACCAACGCAAAUUCAGGUAUUUUACCAGCUGUGUGAUAUCAGAAUUGCUCCAGCACAGAAUAUUAUUUUGGCAGAUAAGGAUGAAACAAUUGCUAUUACUUAUGGUGUCAUUUCAGGUGUAAAAUCUAGUGAAGAGUUAGACCUCAGAGAACCAGUAUGGAAUAAUACUGGAGAAUGUGAUCCAAAGUAUGGAUGGUAUAAUCAUCAUGCUCUUGAACAGAUAAGGUAUGUGAUGAAGAAAAAAGUGGAAGAAUGGAUAGAAAAUGGAGAGGAGAACGAUCCUGAAAUUUUGUCUGACACUGACGAAGAGAUUGAACCACCCGAAAGUUCAAGAUCAACCCUCGAUAAAUCAAUCCUUAACUCGUCGAAAGGAGAUGAGCAAGAAAUUCAUAACAAUAAUAAGGAACAAGAUGUUAUGAGUGACACUGAUGAGGAGCCUAUCAAAGAUGGUGCUGAUGUAUUUAUUGAAAGCCAGUAA
Molecule: messenger RNA, 2196 nt
Organism: Naegleria fowleri
Lineage: Eukaryota; Heterolobosea; Eutetramitea; Acrasida; Naegleriidae
Exons: 1
Coding region: 1-2196 (731 amino acids)
Biological process (GO): transcription initiation at RNA polymerase III promoter
Cellular component (GO): transcription factor TFIIIC complex
Source: RefSeq, a predicted model, not a curated record